AUGGAUGACUGUUAUGUGCAUGUCUGCGCAAAGACCACCAUUGCUGUCCUGAUGCUGAAAAUCCUACUUGCCUGGCUGCCAUUGACUACAGUACUGUAUAAAUUACUGAUCGAGAACAAGCAUGCCGCCAGUAAAGUCAGAACUCAUGAACUGCAUGCUUUGUCUUCGUUAGGCAUUAAGGGAAAGUUAGGAGUGAGAGGGCCACCUGGCAAGCCUGGAAUUCCCGGAAAACAAGGUCCACCAGGACUGAGGGGUGCAGAAGGUUUCCCUGGCUCUGACUCUGUGAUCGGAUUCCCUGGAAAACCUGGACUACCUGGAAAACCUGGACUACCUGGUGAAAAGGGUAGUCAAGGGCUUCCUGGACUUGCUGGAUUACCUGGUCGACAGGGGGAAAAAGGCACCUUUGGCAUCUCAGGCAGCACAGGGGCACCAGGACCUAAGGGUGAGCAUGGACUGCGUGGUCAUCCAGGAAAGCCAGGCUCAAGAGGUCUCCCUGGAGCUCAAGGGGAUCAAGGGCAGAAGAGCGAGCCUGGCUUGAAGGGUCUUCCUGGAGAAGACGGUGACCAAGGCUUGAUGGGUUUUCAAGGUUUUCCAGGACCAAAGGGCCCAGAUGGUGACAUCGGUCUAGUUGGCAUUAUUGGUCCCAAAGGUCCUUCAGGGCAAAUUGGGAACAGAGGUCCAAGAGGCCCUGGUGGUAUAAUUGGACCUACAGGUAAUCUGGGAAAUCGUGGCGACAAGGGCUCCAGGGGGGAAAUGGGACCUCAAGGACUAAGAGGACAACCAGGCCCUCCUACUCUCAAACCGCAGCUGGAAUGGGGGGGUGGCAGGGUCCACCGGGUGCUCCAGGACGAUCUGUAA
This is a messenger RNA of Nanorana parkeri, 858 nucleotides long. RefSeq names its product collagen alpha-1(XXIV) chain-like. Bases 1 to 858 code for a protein of 285 amino acids. Lineage: Eukaryota; Metazoa; Chordata; Amphibia; Anura; Dicroglossidae. The transcript is spliced from 13 exons. The record is from RefSeq and is a predicted model, not a curated record.